Messenger RNA from Megalops cyprinoides (Indo-Pacific tarpon), 3828 nucleotides. It is a transcript of the gene tnpo3, whose product is annotated as transportin 3. Gene Ontology annotation, biological process: protein import into nucleus. NCBI's taxonomy places the organism in Eukaryota, Metazoa, Chordata, Actinopteri, Elopiformes, Megalopidae. Gene Ontology annotation, cellular component: nuclear membrane; cytoplasm. Bases 156 to 2927 code for a protein of 923 amino acids. The transcript is spliced from 23 exons. The record is from RefSeq and is a predicted model, not a curated record.
CACGCGGGGAAGCCAGUGUUUGCGUGAAGAUGGCGGUUAGAGCGCUGAAUACAACACCCGAAUAAACACCAUCACGCCGAUCCUUCACCUCUUUGGAACAGAUAACACAUCUGUGCUGAACCCUUAUUCUCUACGGUCCGACAGAGAGUGGAAGCAUGGAGGGUGAUAAACCAUCCCUUGCGCUGGUCUACCAGGCCGUGCAGGCUCUGUAUCAUGACCCAGACCCCAGCGGGAAAGAGCGAGCCUCUGUGUGGCUCGGGGAGCUGCAGAGAUCGAUGCACGCCUGGGAGAUCUCUGACCAGCUCCUGCAGCUGAAGCAGGAUGUAGAGUCGUGCUACUUCGCAGCCCAGACCAUGAAGGUGAAGAUCCAGACCUCAUUCUACGAGCUUCCUGCUGACUCCCACGUCGCCUUGCGAGACUCACUGCUCUCUCACAUUGAGAACCUCAAAGACCUUUCCCCCAUCAUCGUUACACAGCUUGCUCUCGCAAUAGCAGACCUUGCCCUGCAGAUGGCCUCCUGGAAGGGCUGUGUCCACACGCUCAUCGAAAAGUACAGCAGUGAGGUGUCGUCCAUGCCCUUCCUGAUCGAGAUCCUGACGGUGCUGCCGGAGGAGGUGCACAGCCGUCUGCUGCGCAUCGGAGCCAACCGGCGCACGGAGAUCAUCGAGGACCUGGCCUACUACUCCAGCACCGUCGUCGCGCUGCUGUUGUCGUGUGUGGAGAAGACGGGCAGCAACGAGAAGAUGCUGAUCAAAGUGUUCCGCUGCCUGGGCAGCUGGUUCAACCUGGGAGUGCUGGACAGUAACUUCAUGGCCAACAACCAGCUGCUCAUCGUCCUGUUCCAGGUGCUGCAGCGGGACGAGACGUCCACGAACCUGCACGAGGCGGCGUCGGACUGCGUGUGCUCGGCGCUCUACGCCAUCGAGAACGUGGACACCAACAUGCCGCUGGCGCUGCAGCUCUUCCAGGGCGUGCUGACGCUGGAGACCGCCUACCACAUGGCCGUCGCCCGGGAGGACCUGGACAAGGUGCUGAAUUACUGCCGCAUUUUCACGGAGCUGUGCGAGACCUUCCUGGAGACGAUUGUGCGCAGUCCCGGGCAGGGCAUGGGUGACCUGCGCACCCUGGAGCUGCUGCUCAUCUGUGCAGGACACGCCCAGUAUGAGGUGGUGGAGAUCUCCUUUAACUUCUGGUACCGGCUGGGGGAGCACCUGUACAAGACCAAUGACCCGGUUCUGCACAGCAUCUUCAGGCCCUACAUACAGAGACUGCUGCACGGGCUGGCCCGGCACUGCCAGCUCGACCCUGACCACGAAGGAAUACCUGAGGAUACAGAUGAUUUUGGAGAGUUUCGGAUGAGAGUCUCGGAUCUAGUGAAGGAUGUCAUUUUCCUCGUAGGCUCCAUGGAGUGUUUCUCCCAGCUGUACUCCACCCUGAAGGAGGGCAAUCCGCCCUGGGAGGUGACGGAAGCUGUGCUGUUCAUCAUGGCCUCCAUCGCCAAGAGUGUGGACCCGGAGAAUAACUCCACGCUGACGGAGGUGCUGGAGCAAGUGGUGCUGCUGCCGCAGACGGUGCACGUGGCCGUGCGCUAUACGAGCAUCGAGCUGGUGGGGGAGAUGAGCGAGGUGGUGGACCGCAACCCGCGCUUCUUGGACCCCGUGCUGAACUACCUGAUGAAGGGUUUGAGGGAGAAGCCCCUGGCGUCGGUGGCUGCCAAGGCGAUCCACAACAUCUGCUCUGUGUGCCGGGACCACAUGGCGCAGCACUUCCAGGGCCUGCUGGACAUCGCCCGCGCCCUCGACUCCUUCGCCCUUUCCUCCGACGCCGCCAUCGGCCUCCUCAAAGGUACGGCGUUAGUCUUAGCCCGACUCCCUCUGGAGAAAAUCGCUGAAUGUCUCAGUGACCUGUGUGCAGUGCAGGUCAUCGCCCUCAAGAAGCUUCUCUCUCAGGAGCCCAGUAAUGGUAAAUCCUCUGACCCCACAGUGUGGCUGGAUAGGCUAGCAGUCAUCUUCAGACACACGAACCCUAUCGUAGAGAACGGCCAGACGCAUCCGUGUCAGAAGGUCAUUCAGGAAAUCUGGCCCGUGCUGUCGGAGACGCUGAAUAAGCACCAGGCUGAUAACCGUAUCGUGGAGCGCUGCUGCCGCUGUCUGAGAUUCGCCGUGCGCUGCGUGGGAAAGGGCUCCGCCUCUCUGCUGCAGCCGCUCGUCACACAGAUGGUCGGUGUGUACCAGGUGUACCCCCACUCCUGCUUCCUGUACCUGGGCAGCAUCCUGGUGGACGAGUACGGCAUGGAGGAGGGCUGCCGGCAGGGGCUGCUGGACAUGCUGCAGGCCCUGUGUAUGCCCACGUUUCAGCUCCUGGAACAGCCUAAUGGCCUUCGCAAUCACCCUGACACUGUGGACGACCUCUUCCGACUGGCCACAAGAUUUAUCCAGCGGAGCCCCGUCACCCUGCUGAGCAGCCAGAUCAUCGUGCACAUCAUCCAGUGCGCCAUUGCUGCCACCACGCUGGACCACCGGGACGCCAACUGCAGCGUCAUGAAGUUCGUGCGGGAUCUCAUCCACACGGGCGUGGCCAAUGAUCACGAGGAUGACUUUGAGUUGCGGAAGCAGCUGAUUGGCCAGGCCAUGGGGCAGCACGGGCAGCAGCUGGUGACUCAGCUGGUGCACACGUGCUGCUUCUGCCUGCCUCCGUACACUCUUCCUGAUGUGGCCGAGGUCAUCUGGGAGAUCAUGCUGUUCGACCGGCCGACGUUUUGCCGCUGGCUGGAGACUGCACUGAAAGGGCUUCCUAAGGAGACUGCUGGAGGGGCGGUGACCGUCACCCACAAACAACUGACCGACUUCCACAAGCAGGUCACCAGUGCUGAGGAGUGUAAACAGGUGUGCUGGGCAAUAAGAGAGUUCACGAGGCUGUUCCGAUAGCUGUGUCUGCGCGCUCUGCCACAAGACCAGGACUAUCUUUUGUUUGCAACAUUGAAAGGCGCAUUCUGGAACGAGAUGACUGCAAAGGAAAAAGGGAAGUCCCUCAUGAAGGCCGGGUGGGACGCAGCCCUCUGUGGAAAGCCAAUCGGACGCCUGGCGGCAUCGGAGAGCUGAGAUGCAGCAGGGAGCAGCGAGGCGCUGUGGAGCGGGCCCUCGGCCUGGUGCUGUGAAACCGAAGGCUGAGGCUUUCCUGGAGGACUGUGCUCUAAAGAACAUUCGCCGAUUUGAAGAUAUGCAUUCGCUUAGCGUCGGUUGGAUUUCUACAAAUUAAGGAUCCGUCGUGAACAAAACAAAACCACAAAACAGAGAUGUGCCUGGUAGAAUCAAAGACUUGUGUAUGUUUUUAAAAUGAAAGAGAGUUUAUUUUCAUGGACUGUCUAAAGAACGACCAAACAUGGUUUGCUGUCUGUGCCAUUUAAAAAGCAAGUCCACGAUACCAACCAUGAGAGAGUGUGCCCGUGGGAUUGGAAAUUGGGAGAAGGGGAUGCUGGGAGUUCCAGCAGCACCUUUAACCUUUUUAAACAUUGGCUGGAGUUUUCCCGUUACUCGAUUGCCAGGCUCAGCUGUGACAUGGUCGAGUGGACUCUAGAAAGUUUUUUUUUUUUUUUUCUUCCUCCUCUGGCAGUGUAUCCUGGGAAGAAAAGAAGACCAUCAUGGCCUGGGUGGGCUGCCGUUAGACUGAGGAGGUGUGCUAACAUACUGCUCCAUCUGGUGUUGCAGCCAUCUCGUCAACAAUAAAAUUAAAGUGAGGACAAGCGUGUGUGUGAGUGUGGUGUUUUAGCUCCAGGCUCACUGUGAACAACAGGGAACCAGUCUGACAGGUGUCUCCCCUCACACAGCU